UGCCGGGCGCUGAGCGCCGCCCGCCGCCCGCUGCCGCGUCUUCCCGCGCCGCCGCCCCGCGCUCCGCCUGCCGCGCGCUCCGCCCGCCGCGCCGACAGCUGCCCGGCGGCCGCCCAGUGCGAGGAUGCGGCGGCGCUCGCGGAUGCUGCUGUGCUUCGCGCUGCUCUGGGUGCUGGGCAUCGCCUACUACAUGUACUCGGGGGGCGGCUCCGCGCUGGCCGCGGGUGCGGGCGGCGCCGGCAGGAAGGAUGACUGGAAUGACAUCGACUCCAUUAAAAAGAAAGACCUUCACCACAGCAAUGGAGACGACAAAGCACAGAGUGUGGAGACCCUCCCUCCAGGGAAAGUCCGGUGGCCAGACUUUAACCAGGAGGCGUAUGUUGGUGGGACAAUGGUUCGCUCUGGGCAGGACCCCUAUGCACGCAACAAGUUCAACCAAGUUGAGAGUGACAAGCUGCGUAUGGACAGAGGCAUCCCUGACACCCGGCAUGACCAGUGUCAGCGGAAGCAGUGGCGGGUGGACCUGCCAGCUACCAGUGUGGUGAUCACAUUUCACAAUGAAGCCAGGUCAGCCUUGCUGCGGACGGUGGUCAGUGUCCUUAAGAGGAGCCCACCGCAUCUCAUCAAGGAGAUAAUCCUGGUGGAUGACUACAGCAAUGACCCUGAGGACGGGGCCUUAUUGGGGAAAAUCGAGAAAGUGAGGGUCCUCAGAAAUGACCGACGAGAAGGUCUGAUGCGCUCUCGAGUCCGGGGUGCCGACGCCGCGCAGGCCAAGGUCCUGACCUUCCUGGACAGUCACUGCGAGUGUAACGAGCGAUGGCUGGAACCACUGCUGGAGCGGGUUGCCGAGGACAGGACCCGAGUUGUGUCCCCCAUUAUUGAUGUCAUUAACAUGGACAACUUCCAGUAUGUGGGUGCCUCUGCUGACCUCAAGGGUGGUUUUGACUGGAACUUGGUGUUCAAAUGGGAUUACAUGACGCCGGAGCAGAGGAGGUCCCGGCAGGGGAACCCAGUUGCACCUAUAAAAACCCCUAUGAUCGCUGGAGGCCUGUUUGUGAUGGAUAAGCUCUAUUUUGAAGAGCUGGGAAAGUACGACAUGAUGAUGGAUGUGUGGGGAGGAGAGAACUUGGAAAUCUCAUUCCGAGUGUGGCAAUGCGGUGGCAGCCUCGAGAUCAUUCCGUGUAGCCGUGUGGGACAUGUGUUCCGGAAGCAGCACCCCUACACAUUCCCAGGUGGCAGUGGCACUGUCUUUGCCCGGAACACCCGCCGGGCAGCUGAGGUCUGGAUGGACGAAUACAAGAACUUCUACUACGCAGCAGUGCCUUCUGCCCGAAAUGUGCCCUACGGAAAUAUUCAAAGCAGGCUGGAGCUCAGGAAAAAGCUGGGCUGCAAGCCCUUCAAGUGGUACCUGGACAACGUCUACCCAGAGCUAAGGGUUCCAGACCACCAAGACAUAGCUUUUGGGGCCUUGCAGCAGGGAACCAACUGCCUGGACACAUUGGGGCACUUUGCCGAUGGAGUCGUUGGAAUUUAUGAGUGUCACAAUGCUGGAGGAAACCAGGAAUGGGCCUUGACAAAGGAAAAGUCGGUGAAGCACAUGGACCUGUGCCUUACUGUGGUGGACCGGUCUCCUGGCUCGCUCAUCAGGCUGCAGGGAUGCCGGGAGAAUGACAGCAGACAGAAAUGGGAGCAGAUCGAGGGCAACUCCAAGCUGCGACACGUGGGCAGCAACCUGUGCCUGGAUAGCCGCACAGCCAAGAGCGGAGGCCUGAGUGUGGAGGUGUGUGGCCCGGCCCUGUCGCAGCAGUGGAAAUUCUCACUCAACCUUCAGCAAUAAGAGGCCUCAAGGGCCCGCCGUCCGCCUGCACACCGGCUCAGUUGGAAGAUCACAUUUUACGUUUCUGAAACUUUCCGCAAAACUAUAUACCUCAGUGUUCCAUCAUGGUCUGAAAGUCUUAAGUCUCAAGUCUCAGCGAGGCGUGAGCUGGGCUGACUGUGUGCAGAAGAGGAAGUUGAGCCCCCGGGGCUCGGGCCAGAGGGUCCCCCUCCCAAGACUGGCGUCCUCUGCCUCCCACUUUCUACUUUCUGCUCACGCCCCAGCAGAGGAACAGGCCAGUGCUGGCCAACCAAGUGGACAAGCAGCAAGCAUGUUUGUGUUGAGGACGGAGGGAGCAGGGGCAGGUGCCCUCAUAGCAAGCACUCAAAAGUCUCCAUUGUGUUUUUCUACCCAUCCAAAAUCAUGUGUGUGAACCAGGCAUGGUGGUUGAUGCCUGUACUCGCAACACUCAGGAGACUGAGGCAGGCAGACCCUGUCUAAAGAGAAAAGAAGUGAUUCCCACAAAGGUGACCCUCCCCCUUGCAGGUUUCCUUGUCUUCCCCUGUCCUUGUACCUCUGGGCUCAGCUGGCCUCUUGGCCACUUCCCCUCUUCCACUGACAUACUUGCUGUGUUUGCAUAUGAACUUCUGAGUGGGACUAAAUAGAGAUCAUAGAAAGAGAAUGAUAGCUCCCUAGGCUUCCCCUACAUCAUCAUCUUGUGAACCCCACAGCGCAGCUCAGCCGUGCAGAGGGGCCUGCGCUCUCAGAGCCAAAGGCGACAUCACUGUCUCUGAAGCCUCACCAGCCAGUCCAUGCUGCUCUGCCAGCUGUAGGCAUCCCAGAACCACUGGCCCCAGCCACGAGCAUCAAUGUUUAAUGUGAGCGAGGGUCUUGCGGCUGGGUCAGAAAGUCCACUUUGUGCCCAUUGUCAUCUGUCAACCUAAAUAGGUUACCUCUUUUGGCAAGUUAUUACUUUGAGUUUUCUUUUAAAAUUAGAUUUUUUUUCUUUGAGAAAACUCAAUCCAACAGCUUCUAAAUAAUGUGAGCCAGCGGGACCCCACUGCCCUGUGACAGACCAGAGAUACUGGACCGCUGUCACAUGCUAUCCCUAGGCUCAUCGUGGUUUGAGACCCUGUAUGUUGGGUCCUUGGCACUUACUGAGCCCAGCAGAGCACAGAAGACCAUCCCUUCAGCAUGUGGGUGAACUCCGCGUGUCUGCAGCCCUGGUACAGUGUUAGCCCCAGGUAUAUCCUCAGGCUGGUGCAGGAACUGUGGGUAGACUUAGAACCUGGGCAUUCACAGAGGAUCCAGGCACAUGUCAGCCACAGGGGUGGCCUGUGUGUCUGCCUUGUAGGGCUGCAAGCGUCACGCACAAACAUCUCAGGUGUCCCCGAGAUCACAGGAACCAUAGUUUCAGGUGGUCAGAGGGCCGGCCAGUGAGUGCUCUGCUUCCCACCUGCACCGAAAGGGGGCGUGGCUAGUUUUCUUCUACCUGAGGAGCUCCAUCUGUGUACACACCAUGACCAUGGACCCUCUGUGAAGGCCUGGCCAGGUGCUGACCCUCUGUCUCCUUAACCCCUGCCAAGAAGCCAACAAACAAUUAUAUCAGACAGGGUGCCCUUGUGUCUGGUUAAGUCCGCACAUGUCCACCUUCCAAGGUAGGCUCUGAGGAAUGUCACUCACAGGUACGAGUGCAAGGCUGUCAGGGACAAGGCAGGAACUGAGGCCCAGCGUAGUCCACACUGCUGAGCCCUGACACCUCUGUACUACCCUUAGCAGAGUGAGAGCCACGGAUGUGAAGCAGUGCGGGCUGAUUUUAAGUAGGUGUGUGGGUGGAGCUUCCCAUCCACACACUGGCACCCCACCCUGUGUGUCAUCACCUUUGUACCAUCUGUCUGGCCACCAGGGUGCCACUCAACCCGGCUCUGAACAGAGGGGGGACUGGGCAAGGCCCUGCGGUGAGCCAUGUUUACAUGACAGUGUGCCAAAGUGACUCCCCGUGCUCGCCUUCUUUUGUAGCCAUGGGGCUAUCCCACCCUCCCACUCCUGUUUCUAAAACUGAAAACUCCCAGGAGCCCUGGGCACACGCAGGCAAGGGUGGUCGUUUUCCGUGGUGGUCCUCGAGUCUCCAUGAAGCUGGUUAUGAUGGUAUCUGUGAGUAUGUCUUGCAAAUUCAAAAUAUAGUUUGGUAAUUUUUUUUCCAGUUAAUUUUUAAAAAGAACUGCUGUACAGAGCUUGUACUUUGUCCAUUUUAUAGAUGGAAACCAUCCUUGAAAUUGUUUAACUUAAAUAAAGAGAAGAUACUUUAUAGAUA
This is a messenger RNA of Alexandromys fortis (reed vole), 4130 nucleotides long. RefSeq names its product polypeptide N-acetylgalactosaminyltransferase 2 (gene Galnt2). NCBI's taxonomy places the organism in Eukaryota, Metazoa, Chordata, Mammalia, Rodentia, Cricetidae. The transcript has 16 exons. Gene Ontology annotation, biological process: protein O-linked glycosylation. The record is from RefSeq and is a predicted model, not a curated record. Gene Ontology annotation, cellular component: Golgi apparatus. Gene Ontology annotation, molecular function: polypeptide N-acetylgalactosaminyltransferase activity. The coding region runs from base 125 to 1837 and encodes 570 amino acids.